Messenger RNA from Orussus abietinus, 9373 nucleotides. RefSeq names its product huntingtin (gene htt). NCBI's taxonomy places the organism in Eukaryota, Metazoa, Arthropoda, Insecta, Hymenoptera, Orussidae. Gene Ontology annotation, cellular component: nucleus; cytoplasm. The record is from RefSeq and is a predicted model, not a curated record. The coding region runs from base 124 to 8991 and encodes 2955 amino acids. The transcript is spliced from 15 exons.
GUUCCGAAACAAAUCCAUGGAAUUAAGUGGAAAUGCCACUGUUCCGUUUAAAUGAAUUCGUCGGUGUUUAGUUGACAGCUGGAAGUACAUACGUACGGGGGACACGAUGAUCAAUGAAAUUGAAUGAAAUUACGAUUGACGCAAGUUCGUUGUAGGAGGCUGUCAAAAGUAUCAAAACGGGUCACAAGGUUUUCGCGGAGGCAGCGAACAUGUCACCUGUCGAGAGAGGAAGUCUGUGAGAUUUUUCAAAGGGACCAACAAAAGAUUAUUGCAAAAAUGGCAGGGUUAAACAAUGUGAUCAAGGCCAUGGAGUUUCUUAAAGGAUUGCAAGAUGAGAACAUUACUAGUCAGGAUAGUGCAAUGAGGAAAAAGGAAGUCAUGGUUAGUUGCGUAGCGAUAGCUGAUGGAAUCUGUUCGCCAAAUAUUAAAACUGCUUCGAGAUUCUCUCACAUACUCGGUGUGUCCAUUCAAACGUUGCUAGCACUGUGCGACGAUCCGGAAUCCGACGUGCGAAUGGUAGCUGAUGAGUGUCUCAAUAGAAUUAUAAGGGCAAUGACCAAUGGCAAUAUUUUGAAAGUACAAGUUGAAUUGUAUAAUGAAAUCAAAAGGAAUGGUCCAGCUCGAUCGUUGAGAGCUGCUCUGUGGCGAUUUGCAAUACUUAGUCAUGCUAUACGACCGAUGAAAGGAAAGACAUACGUGUCUAAUUUAAUUCCCUGCAUUGUGAUUAUCGCAGAGCGUACAGAAGAAUCUGUCAUUAAUACAUUGUCCACUUCUCUUCCUAUGAUUCUAAAAACUCUGGGACCUUUCAUGACUGACAACGACGUUAAGGUGCUGUUGAAAGUAUUUUUUCAAAAUAUACCUUCUAGUCAGGCAGUAUUCCGAAGAGCAGCUGCUAAUAUGAUAUUAACUACGUGUUUGAACUGUAGUAAACCUCAAGUUUUUUUACAUUAUGUAUUGGAGUACCUUAUAGAUACAGUAGUGCCCGUAUCGAAAGAAGAGGAUCACCUGCCAACGGUGACGGGUGUGCUAGGAUGUUUGCGUGUAAUUUUACCUCGGAUAGUAGAACCGACAGAGCCAGGAUCUGGACCCGUGUACAGUGUGGAUAGACUUCUACAGAUUUAUGAGUUGUGCCUAUAUUUUGCAAAGUGGCACUCCGAUCAUAACGUCGUCAACGCGGCUCUAGAGACCCUGGCUCAACUGUUGCAAUCCAGCCAAAGGAGUUUAAUAUCCUGCCUACUAUCGGAAACAGGGAUAACUCAAAGUAGAAUAACAUCCAACGAAAAUGUCAGUCGUCUACCAUUGAGUCGGAUGAGCGUAGCCACCGUCACAUCUGGCCCAAAUUCAAGUUCGACCUUAAACCUAUUCGAGCCCGACAUGUCAGAAAUAGCACCAAAGGUGGAAAGAUGGAUCGCCGACUCGGAAAAUGCGCUCUCCGUGAUCCACCGACCUCCUCGUCAGGAAAACUUUCCCAGCGAAUCCGUCGAGACAGCUGGAAAGCCUAUGGAAAAUUACAGCAAUCUUACGAUAGGUCCCGUCGAAAGCGAAUGCGCCGAGGAGGGUAGCGACGUGGGCAGCGACGUGGAGAGAUUAGAAAAAAUGUCCAACCCGAGCACGUUGAGUCAUUUGUCAAAAGACGAGGAAUAUUCCGACGACGCGGUACUGUCCAUUACGUCGCCUCACAGAACCGCAUUUAGUAGUCCGUUUCCGGAGGUGGACGUGGGUUCGAUUACGGACAUGGAUGUGCCGUUGAAGUACUGCUGCCGUUACUUGGCCUCGUCAUUUCUUCUGACCGGAAGUGCCGGUCAAUGCAUUCCAGACAAGAUGUUCCGAGUAAGCGUCAAGUCGCUCGCCUUGACAUGCAUCGGACACGCCUUAAGGCUUUGUCCGACCUUACUUUCCAUCUCCGUCGCGAAGAACCCGAGCGAGAAUCCUCAGCUAAUGUCCGACAUUCUUUUAUUCGCCGAUCACCCCGAUCCACAAAUAAGAGGAAAUAUCUCAAUAAUAAUUGGCUCGUACUUGUCCGCCGUCUUCACUCAAUAUGGCGGAGUGUACAGAGGUAAAGAUAGCGAAGAGGAACGAGAACCUGUGCCUUUAGAGAAGCUCAUCGAUCUGCUCUUGAAGGGACUCCAAGACGAAUCCUCCGGUACUUGUCGACAAACGCUGAUCGCAUUGAGUACCUGUCUGGUUAAUCUGUUAGAAUCGGUAGACAAUAAGUGUGGUAUUCCUCUUCUAACUGCGCUACCUCAACUCGUGAAGAAUCCGUAUUUUCUUGUUAAAAUCAAAUUAGUAGAGGUGUUAAGUGAGUUACCGUACACCACCAUAGAGUAUAUCACGGGUGGGACGGAGUUCCAAGAGAAUGCAAUCGCUGUCAUGGUGAAGUUGUUGGGUGACCAGGACCAAAGAGUGCGGCAGACGGCCAGUACCUCCAUCGUGAAGAUCAUCCCUGUAUUGUAUUACCGGCAUCCGGAUGAAGAUUCGGUAACGAGAAAGGCGUUCUUGUACACGGAGCAAUAUUUAUCAGCGGUAAUCAGGGAGCCCCUGGAAACUUCCUUUGGCUGUCGAGGUGAACAGAAGUUGUUCAUCAACAGCCUGGUACGGCCCUUUAAAUUAUUGUGCGUCCAAAGUGGCUGCGAUAAUGGCAACGACGACGUCAACGAGAGGAUCGAAGACACCCUGUCGCGAAUGGUGAACGUUCUGGCGGAACAGCUGGCAGUGGUCUCCUCGAAGCAUCUCAUCUACGGAUGCUGCGAAGCGUUGAGUCGUCUCAGCGAAGCAUACCCUACGACGAUGUAUCCGAAAGCGUGGGACUGCUACUUGCCGAAAGCUCCGGUGAAAAAGAUGUACAAGAGAUCCAACAGCCGCAUCGAGGUCAACGAGGCUGGCCUGGCGAACGAGGUCCCCACGACCGUAGGAAAUGGCCUCUUAUCGCUGACGAUUUCUCUGCUAUCGUCCUCUCCGAUUAGUCUGGACCUGUCUACGCACAGGCACUUAAUUCUGCUGUCGGGGAACUUGGCGUCUGGAAUGGCCCUCUGUAAUUUGAAGCUAAGCGAUCCCACCACGAAGAACGACCUGUGCUUCACCAAGUUCUGGACCUACUUCAAGGACAAGCAGACGUCCCAGCAUCUGGAACUGCUGCUGGUCCACGUGGUCCGGUUGCUGAACAUUUUCGUUCACGUCAUCAACGAGAUUCCUUUGGUCCAGUCCAGCAUGAAGUCGGCGUUGCCCUCGUUGACGGCUACCCAGUCGCUGUCGCCUAAGAAGAAGCUCCUACCUGAGCACAAAUCAAAGGAAAAGGAGGAAAGAGCUUCCCAUUCGUUUUUCGGGAAGGAACACAUGGGCUCCUUCUCUAGUGUACCUCAUUACGUUAAAUUGUUCGAUAUCCUGAAGUCGGCCGACUCGAAUUACAAGGUCACCCUGGACUCCGAGGCUAGCGAGAUGUACUUGUCGCUUCUCAAUGCAAGUCUCGAGGUUUUGUGCCAGAUCCUUGAAGUAGCCGCCCUCAACGAAGCCGGUCCUAUUGCUGAAGAGAUUCUGCAUUACUUGCAGACCACUGUGGUCUUGUCACCCACUUAUACCGUACAGGGUGUCCAGCAAUUGUUGAAGUGCCUGUCGGGCACGAACUUGAGUGCCCGAUGGUAUGAAAACGAAUUGCACAAGAGCAUCGACGGGAAGAACGGUCUUCGAGAUGACGUCAAGGGUUUCUAUGAUGGAUGCUUCCAGAGACCGGCGAGGCGAAUGGCUGAGAUCAUCAGGAUCAUGGGGAACAAUUGCAGGGAUGGGAGCGAGUCCGACACCAGAUGGUUCGGGCUGCUGCAUAGGAGAGGAGAGAGGAAGCUAUCGGCCUUCAAGGGCCUAACUCGGUCGACCGCUCAGAAAGCUUCUAUAGCGUCCUUUAUCAGGCUCUUCGAGCCCAUGGUGAUUAAGUCCUUGAAGCAGUACACCAUCACCAGCUGCAUAGAACUGCAGUCCCAGGUGCUGAUGCUGUUGAGUCAGCUGGUCCAGCUGCACAUCAACUACUGCCUCCUGGACUCCGAUCAGAUCUUCAUCGAAUUCGUGAUAAAGCAGUUCGAGUUCAUCGAGAAGGGACAGAUACAGCGAGCCGAAGAGGUUCUGCCGAAGAUAUUCAACUUCCUGGUGCAUCUGUCGUACGAGAAGUAUCAUUCCAAGGUGAUAAUUGGCGUGCCGAAGAUUAUAAAUCUCUGCGAUGGGCUGAUGGCGAGUGGACAGUUGCCAUUGACUCACUGCAUACCCGCGUUGACACCGGUGGUCGAAGACAUCUUCCUAGCUCGCGGGACCAGCACCAACAUCAGCGAGCAGAAGGAGCUGGACACCACCAGAGAAGUGCUGAUGGCGAUGCUGCUCAAACUGGCGGAGUACCAUCAGGUGAUAGAACUGCUGGCCCUCUGUUUAACGGAGUUCCGGUACAGCGGGGAUGGCAACGGUGAGGAAAAGUGGAGGAGGUGGUCGAGGUCGACCACCGACGUCGUUCUGCCGAUGUUGGCCAACGGAGAGGCCAGGAUAGAGUCGAGGGAAGCUCACGUGGCGUUUGUCAAACUCUUCGCCGCCCUCUCGCAGACCGUCUUUAAGCCGGUCGACCCACUUCUGAGGGUCCUAUUCGUGGUCCCACCGACCUUGUACGAGCCUACCCUGAAAAUGGAGCGCUGGAUGGGCAUGGUCAACGUCAUGCUCCUCUCCCUUAUCUCGUACGCCAAGGAAGAAGCCAUGCUUGCCAGACUAUCCGACUUGACCAUGCACAUUCCAGGACUGAUCCACAUGCUCCUGAAUGCCCCAGGCGCAACUAGUUCUCUACAUCUGGCCACGGAUCCGUUAAACGUCCAGAGAACUAGAGACUUCGAGGUAACACCCGAGAAGAUCAUCGCCCAAUUUAUAUUCAGGACGGCUGCAUUGGUCGGCCGGAAAAUCUAUAAUCUUCUUGGGCUGAGAGAGGACGAACGUUUCUCGUCCAACACCGCGUUGUGUACGGAUUCCAAUGACUACUUGAUACACCAAUUCGCGUUCUUCUUGCAAUUAUGCAUCCACAUGUUCGAGUCAGGGAGCCACUGCAAGGUAGCCAAUGCGACGAUGCAGAUGAUACAAGGCUGCAACACUCCUGACGAGAGGAAACUACCGAUGGCCAAUCUCAACGCGCUGAUGUUAAGCGUUUCGAGUACUUGUCCGCUGAUAACGUGUCAGUGGACCUAUCUGAUGACCCUGCUCAGUUAUAACGAGAUGUCGUUCUGGUCUAAGGUUCUAGGAGUUAGGAGCCCGAUGCAUGCCGUGCAUGCUGGCGCGGCGGUUGAUAAGGUUUGUCCGAAAAAUAAGCGCCCUGGUAUUGGUAGUAGUGUAAAUAUCGAUAUCGUUAGGAGAGGCAGCACGAUCCUGUUCUGCGACUACGUUUGCGAGAACCUGGGCGACGCGGAGCCCCUGACUUGGCUCCUGGUGAACCACAUCGAGGAGACCAUAAACCUGGCCACGGAGUCUCCGGUCAGGGAAUUGGUGGCUGCAGCUGUGCACCGGAAUCCAGCUGCAAGUGGACUGCUGGUGCAGGCUAUCGCUGCUAGGUGUCUGCAUCUGUCGAGACCAAGCUUCGUCAAGCGACUGCUGCAAUGCAUGGAGGGAGCACAUCAUUCCCAGAGCGGGGCGUUAAUUCUAGCUCUGGUGCCAAGAAUGUUGGCCUCCAAGCACAUGGCUCUUUCCAGGAUGGUGGCGAAAAUCGCUAGUCGGAGGGUGGAGAUCCUGUUGACCCUGAAGACGGAGGACGCGAAGGAGCAACUGUCCAAGGAGGACCUCAUCAAGACCAUGGAAGCUCUGCAGACCACCAAGUUGGCCAGGAAACAUGGUGGCUUAGUCAGUCUGCUGAACAAGUUGGGAUCUCAGCACUAUGACCUCUCCCCGUUAGAUCUCGAGCACUGCAGGCCCUUCAAUCCCUCCACCAUUAAAAACAUCCAGCUGGACCGCAAAUGGUUUCUGGCGCAAGUCAAACUUCGCUGUUGCCAUCCGAGCGCCAGCUACGGUUCCCUGGAAUCCGCGCAAUUGCUGAAUAAUCUGGAUGCCGAGGCCUGUUCCGACAUCUUGUCCUCCAAGGAGUUCAACAUUAGGAUCCUUAAAGAGUGCAUUAGACUCUCCGUUAGAACCACUGUUGAGACAUGUCAGAAUGUAGAGAUCAACGUAACUGCGGAAGAGGGUGUCGGAUUUAGGGAGAGCCCUUUGUACACGGCUAGUAAGCAGUGCUUACUUCAACAUGUACAAAACAUCAACGAGCUUGUGCCGAAGCCUCAUUAUAUAUUCAGUCCGACUCAUCGGGCCAACGGUAAGGAUGUAAAAUACACAACGAGAUUUUCAGAACUUAUGCAGGACACCCUGUACCGGGAGACGCUCUUCAUGGUCAUCCCAGCGGUGGUGGUGUAUCUCCAGAACCUGAAGAAGCUGUCCAACUACGACUUGUCGGAGAUCGACGAGAUGUACGAAGAGGACCUCGCGAAACUCGCCAUGCUGUGCCUGGAAUCCGCACACUGGAUGGUGCACUGCCAAGAAGUCAAGACCAGGAUGUACAAGCCAAGCGAGCUGCAGCUGUCUCUCGACUGUGCCGAGGAGAUUCUGAAGCACCCAAGGUUGAGUAAAAUAUUCGGCAACGCGGUUCACCAUUCUUGGGUCUGUUCAUCAGCGGCCACGUUGACAAGGAUAGCCAGUCAUUUUCUGAUGGCAAUAAACCCGUUGCCAAUCGUGGACGGUCAUGGUCUAGAGCCAGCAUUGUCAUCGGAGGAGACGAAGACCUAUGCCAACGCGUGUCUGCAGAUGGGAGCCUUGGUAGCCUGGCUGGAGAAGUGCCAGGUCGAAGGCACCCCGAAGAACGUCCCCUUCUUCGUCUUCAGGUCCCUGAAGAGCCUCGUCGUGAGCAUCGGCAGGAUGCCUCUGGUCAACUCUUUCGUAUUGACGCCACCUCAGGUGUGGAAACACGGGUGGAGGGUGGUGGGUUCCGGACCGACCAAGUGUAGCUUCCCGCUCCUAUCCUCGGAGUCCAACUUUCUUCAAGAAAUCGAGAUCUUGGAGCAAUUCGUCUACAGGGUAACGCUGUUAGGCUGGACCUCGAGACUCCAGUUCGAGGAGAUCUGGAUGGCGCUUCUAGGGGUGCUGAACGUCUCACCGAACGACAACAUGCUCGUCGAGGAACUUGCCGUCCUGAAUCAUGUGACCGGUCUGGCAGUGCAGGCUAUCACGGCCCUGUUGACGCAGACUCUGCUUCUGCCGAACCCUGGGAACCCUGGGAACAGUUGCCCCAUGUUCCACUCCAGGGACCCUCAGCUAUCCCUGAACAAGGUCAGCUCGAAGAAGCUGUUCUCCGUCCAGGACACUCUCACCUGGAAGUUCGAGUGCGUGAGCGAGCCAAGGGACCAGGCGCGACCUAGGCUAUACCACAUCUUCGAUAGGGGGAACAUAGAGAGGGUCGCCAAUUUUAACAGAAUCUCUUACGGACAAUUGUCCGUGCCCUACUUGUGGGCAUCCUGUUCUCUGCAUGAAGACAAACUAAGUUCCGGAGUCAUCUCGCUAAGGGACAAAAGGAACCACGCUCUGCUGACUUCCUCCCUGGACCUGGAGUCCUGCCUCAGGUUCCUGUUGGACCUUUUCACCUCCUGGACCCUGCCUCAGGCCAACACCCACCUCCGACUGUUAAACGAGGUCGUCAAAUCCAUUCUCUGCAUCUCCGAGCUCUUCGACGAGAGAGGCCAGUUCCAGUGGAUGCUGGACACCUGCCUGGAGAUUUCCAGGCUCCAUUCCACGGAUAACGUAAUUCUGCAUCAGUAUCUAGUCAUCGCAGUUUGCAAGGCCGCUGCCGUCCUGACCCCCUUGGACGUCGAGACGCUGGAGAAGGUCAAGCGCCUCGUGGACAAUAGCUUGAAAUCCGGCUUCCUGCCGGCCAGGGUGUCCGCUCUUCAUGGGUUCCUGUACCUGUUGCAAAGUGCAGUCCUUGCCGACUGCGAGGAGACCAUGAACAUCGUCCAUCCCCUGGCUAUCGAGUACAUCCAGAAGCAUAUCGACUCCCAAGAUUCGAACGGGGUGCUGAGUCAAAGCGAAGAGCACCAAGGAAUAAUGUGGGCCCUGGUGUUCUUCCUCCUGGAACACGCCGAAGAUGCUCCACCCGAUUCCGAGGCUCCUGCCGUCUUGGAGCUGGUCCUUUCCUUGGUGUCCAGUUCUGGGAUCUCAACGGCUUUGCAUCAGACCCUUCUUCAGGGUCUGGAAAGGCUGGUGGCCACCAGAAGCGUCGUGGGCAAAGUCGCCGAACAAAUCGCCAAGGUGGCGAUCGAUCGUCUCAAACACGUCAGCCCUGUUUUGGCACUUCCUGCCCUUCAGCUUCUCCUGACCUGUAUGUACACCGAGGCUGCGGACAGGUUGAACAGGCCGGAUGUCGAGGAGCCAUUACCGGACGUCGAGCCGGAAGCCCUGGUUCGCUCGAUAGAGAGAACCUCGGCUAUUUUCGACAGGAUUAAAAAAGGAUACCCGAUGGAGGUCGAGAUUCUCUGCACGGUAUUGUCGGAAGUCCUUGCAGACUUCUUCCCCCCGUCGGAAAUCCUGACUAAAGUUAUCGGGGAAUUCCUAUCGCCUCAGCAACCUCAUCCGAGACUCUUAUCCGCGGUGGUCUUCAAGGUGUUCGAGAGGGCGUGUAAAGGCACGCAACUCAGUUUACUUCAGGAUUGGGUCGUCUUCAGCUUACCGAAUUUCAUCCAGAGCUUGCCUGUCGCGAUGUUCACCUGGUGUUUGACCUGUUUCUUUAUCAGCGCGUCCGCUAAUCAGUGGCUGAGGGCUCUCUUCCCCCACGUGCAAUCUCGCAUCGGUAAGUACGAGUACGAAGACAAGAAGAUACUCUGCAUCGCGGCGUCGAAUUUCUAUCGCCAGCUCUCCAGCGAGAGCCAGAAGGUCGCUUUUCGUGAGACUUUCCAAUCGGCAGCCAAGGAACCCGGGACUCCAUUCGGCGACAUUUUAGCGUCCUUCUAAAGUACUACGCCUAGGAAAAAAAAAAAAAGAAUUCAUUGAAUUCAAAGAAUAAUUUAUUUCACUCAAACUCAGAUUGUCCGGAUUCCGCAGAAACGUUGCAUCCAAUUUCAUUUGAGUGAAAUUAUUCUUUGGAUUUACAAAAUGUUUGAUACCGUUGAAAGAAUAUUUUUUUUCUUCUCGGUGUAGGGAAAGGGACGAUCUUUCUUCCUGAGAAAGUAGUGACGAGUCCUAUUGUACAGAGACUGGUCGUUACUUUAGUGCCUAGUGCUGUGUGUAUAUUUGUAUGUAUCUGUAUAGGCAAUUGUAUAUCAGCGUUUGCAACCUUGCCCAGGGAAUAGGGGGAGCGUCGUGUACAAUAAAUAAUGUAUUUUGUAAAUAGAAA